AUGGUAAAUGAAAAUCCCAACCUGGAGGAAAGAGAUGGCACCCCUGAGCAGGAGUUUGUGCUCCAGGAACAUCCCAGCAUGUCUGCCCACAUCGGCAUCUCUGUGUACCCCAGGAGUUCAACCCACUCCAGUACCUUGGCCCAUCCAGGUAUCUUGGCCAGCCCAAUUCUCAGCACACCCCAUAACUCAGGACACAAGGAUUUCACAGUGAUCAAGGUGAGCAAGCUUCAUUGGGCAGUGGUCCUGUUAUUUAGCUGCUACACAAUGUGCAAUGCCUUCCAGUGGAUCCAGUACAGCUCCAUUAGUAAUGUCUUGAACUUUUAUUAGGUCAGUCGCUUUGCCAUCGACUGGCUGUCCAUGUGCUACAUGCUGACCUACAUCUUUCUACUAAUGCCAGUGGCCUGGCUCCUGGAAAAAUUUGGCCUGAGCACCAUUGCCCUUGCUGGUUCUGCUCUCAACCACCUGGGGGCCUGGGUGAAGUUGGGCAGCCUGCAGCCACAUCUCUUUGCAGUCACCAUACUGGGCCAGGUCAUCUUCUCUGUGACCCAGGUCUUCAUCCUGGGCAUACCUUCCUGUAUAGCUUCAGUCUGGUUUGGACCUAAUGAGGUUUCAAAGGCCUGCUCCAUAACUGUCUUUGGCAAUCAGCUUGGAAUUGCAAUUGGGUUCUUUGUCCCUCCUAUUUUGGUACCCAAUAUCGAAGACAAGGACAAGCUUGCCUACAACAUCCACCUCAUGUUCUGCCUAAUAGGAGGUUUUGCUACUCUUUUUUUUAUCCUUGUCAUCAUUAUAUUCAAGGAGAAGCCUAAAUAUCCCCCCAGCAGGACCCAGUCCCUGGGCUAUGUCUUGGCAUCCCCUGAUGCUUCGUACUUAAGUUCCAUCACUCGGCCCUUCAAAAACAUGAACUUCAUACAUGGUCUGAAUGUUGGGGCUUUAUAUGCCUUGUCCACUCUGCUGAAUCGCAUGGUGAUCUUGCACUAUCUGGGGGAAGAAGUGAACACUGGAAGAAUUGGCUUCAUCAUCAUCAUUGCAGGAAUGCUUGGGGCUGUAAUCUCAGGCAUCUGGCUGGAUAGGUCCAAAACCUACAAGGAGACAGUCCUGGUUGUCUAUAUCAUGACUCUGGUGGGCAUGGUGGUGUAUACCAUGACCUUGAACCUGGGACAUCUGUGGGUAGUGUUCAUCACUGCUGGCACAAUAGGCUUCUUUAUGACUGGCUAUCUCCCACUGGGAUUUGAGUUUGCUGUGGAGCUGACAUACCCAGAAUCAGAAAGCAUGUCAUCUGGCCUCCUCAACACAUCUGCCCAGGUAUUUGGGAUCAUCUUUACCAUCUCCCAGGGCCAGAUUAUCAGCAACUAUGGGAACAUUUUUCUAUGUGUCUUCCUCACCCUUGGGACAGCCCUCACUGCAUUCAUCAAGGCAGAUCUCCGGAGGCAGAGAGCAAACAAAUAAAAUCCUGAGAAUAAACUCCAGGAAGAGGAGGAGGAGGAGAGCAAUACCAGCAAAGUACCCACCACUGUGUCUGAAGAGCAUCUCUGA
Messenger RNA from Artibeus jamaicensis (Jamaican fruit-eating bat), 1533 nucleotides. Its product is annotated as feline leukemia virus subgroup C receptor-related protein 2-like. Gene Ontology annotation, cellular component: membrane. Gene Ontology annotation, biological process: heme export; transmembrane transport. Gene Ontology annotation, molecular function: heme transmembrane transporter activity; heme binding. The record is from RefSeq and is a predicted model, not a curated record. Lineage: Eukaryota; Metazoa; Chordata; Mammalia; Chiroptera; Phyllostomidae.